Molecule: messenger RNA, 2672 nt
Organism: Bombina bombina (fire-bellied toad)
Lineage: Eukaryota; Metazoa; Chordata; Amphibia; Anura; Bombinatoridae
Exons: 11
Coding region: 317-1570 (417 amino acids)
Biological process (GO): positive regulation of type I interferon-mediated signaling pathway
Molecular function (GO): double-stranded RNA adenosine deaminase activity; RNA binding; DNA binding
Source: RefSeq, a predicted model, not a curated record
GGGAAGCCGGCAUAUCCGCUCACCUAACACACAGUGUGCUUAUUAGUACAGCAGAGACUGAAGGUAGACAGAUCUCCACUGAAGGAUUUAUCAUUUAUUUUUCACCCACUGUGUUCCAGUUUGUCUCUUUAUGUCAGUGUUCUGCACUUAAAUUGUCAGGCAAUUUAAACAGGAAAUUUAUCUGCCCCCAUUUUGAGAUAAAGAUCAGUAAAGAUCAUAAUGAUCUUCAACCAGGUUAUCUGGAGACCAGUGAAUCUGUUGUUUUAUGCUAGAAGAUACAGAAUAAAGACGAUUAUUCAACUGAACUACAGGGGCAAUGGAACGAGUUAAAGGCAGUUCUGAAACCACAUAUCCUCCCGAAUGGAAAGAUUUGACUGAGCAGCAAAUAAGUAUUCUCGUGUUUUUAGAGGAGAAGGAGCCACAAAAAAGUAUACGGAUUGCAAAACAUCUAAAAAAAAUUACUGCCAAGGAGGUAAACCCAGAUUUAUAUGCACUGCAGCGUAUGAAUUUACUGAGCCAUGAUAAGGAGAAAAAUCUUUGGACAAUGAAACAAAAGGACAAUGGAGAAAAUGUAACAAAUACUGUGAACAUACAGUCAAGAGAACUAUAUAUAUCUGAAAAACCUGCUUAUGGAAAUUUGACAGAGAAUCAGAAAAAUAUUUGCACAUUUCUGCAUGAAAAUGGGCCACACGAGGCUUUACAUAUUGCCAAAGGUUUGAAUAAGGUAUCAAAGAAGCAAAUCAACCCAGAUCUUUAUUACUUGAAGAAUAUUAAUAUUCUUGAUCAAGAUGGAAAAUGUUGGUGUCUUACAGAAGGCAAUAGAGCAUCCAAUAAUGAGCAAACCAAUAAUCAGAAUGAGAAAACUAUAACAACUAACAUUAGCAUAAUCAAUUCAAAGAUGGAAAACUGUAUUUUUGGAGAUCGUAAUACUAUGAAAAUUGGUAAUAAGGACAGCGAUAUAGGUUUUGAUGCUGAAGGUGAGGCUCCAUUCCACCAAAAUCAGUUUGACCAGGAAGUUGAACAAGCCACAAAUCCAACAAGCUAUCAAUCACAAAUAGGCAAUAAUUCAAACAAUAUUUCCAGGAAGUGGGAUGUUGAGCAUGCUUCUGAGACAUGUAAAAUAAAUGAAGUACCAACGACAUUACUAGAUGCAAGAGGUGUAGACUCUGUAGCCAUUAACUGUGCAGCAUCCUGCAAAGGCUCUAACCAUCCUCUGGACAGCAUCUCUUUUACUGAUUCAGUGAUUACAAACUCUAGUGAUGGUAUUGACAACACAAUGAGCCUGCAAGAAUAUGACAGUGGGAUUGGUUUAAAUACUGAAAAGGACCCGACUGUGACCAUAGACCAGAAAGGGGAGGACUGCGAACAAUUAAGAGACUAUUUUUGGAAGUUGAACAUUGGGGAAGACCCAGCAUGCUCUGAAACAAUACAAGAAAACCAAUCACAGCGAUACCAAACCUCAUCUCCUUCCAGCUCUCAAAGACAUUUGCCAUGGUUGGAUAUUUCAGCUAUUUGUGCAGAUAUAGAGAAGGUAUCUUCGGAUGAACAAGCUAAUUCUGAAAACCAAUAAAUGUGAAAUCACAACCUGCCAAACCCAGAAGAGAUCUUCUUUUACUUAGAUUCUGUGACAUUUGUUCCAGAUAAGGAAUGCAGAAUUUGGACCAAAAAAAGUAAUUUAAAAGUGGAGCAGACUCCAGGACUUGUACUUCAAUGUACCAACCUCUCGUUGUCCUGUAGCACCUGUCAAACACAUGCCCCUACAGCCCUAAGCAGCAGUAGACGCCUUGAUCUUGCAGAUGUGCUUAUUCUGUUACCUUACCUUAGAUCAGACCCCUGCUCUGUGGCCUCACCUAGCACUGCAUUCAUUCUGUAAGACACUUCAUGGCACGCAAGACCAGUUGCAUGGUAGCCUCUCUGUCAGCCAUGUGCCUCAGACCACCUGUUAACCACAUACCCACACAAGCCUAUCUGGACUUAGAACUUUUUUUACCACUUACCUGCAUCAGACCUAAGAUUAUACUCCUGGCUCUGCGGCUCUUUUUUUGUUUCUCAACUACGUCAUAUUCAAACUCUUCUGAUAGCAACACACCAAGUUCAGCCAAGGAUUUUUACUCUUUAACCCCUUUGUGAGCAAUAUGCCCACAUCAGACUUUGGACCAGCAGCCCCCUUAAUUAACAGCACUAUCCAAUCCUUUUUAUGAUUUCUGUUGCAUGGAAUGUUCCAUCUUUGAAGCACCACACAUGGGGCCUGUGUGUUGGAGGUAAUAAGAGAGGAACCCCUCGCCUGGCAACUGAAUAUCCUAACAGUCAGGCAGAAAUGGAUCUGUCUGCCUUGCAUUAGUUGGCUUUUCACCACUCAUUUGUCUAGCUUCGAUCUACUGACUUGGUGAACCAGGUAUUUGUCUAGUCUUUCUGAAAAACAGUUUGGUCUACCUUGACUUUUUAUGAUACAGCUUUCUAGGGCAGUAAUUUACAGGAACUCCUGUCUAAUCAUCAAUGUGUAAAGCUCCAACCCUGGAUACAUUAGUAUUAGGUACUUAGGAAAGCAAAAAUCAGUUGAACCUCAUGUUAUUUCAAAUCUCAGGGUCAGUCCUAUACCAGUAAUCUCAAGGUUCAGGACUAUUUUGUUUUUUGUAACAAUUGUAUUUAAAUAAAUGUAUAAUUGCUCACCA